Messenger RNA from Alnus glutinosa, 1350 nucleotides. Its product is annotated as mRNA-decapping enzyme subunit 2. The record is from RefSeq and is a predicted model, not a curated record. Gene Ontology annotation, biological process: nuclear-transcribed mRNA catabolic process, nonsense-mediated decay; deadenylation-dependent decapping of nuclear-transcribed mRNA. The transcript is spliced from 8 exons. The coding region runs from base 160 to 1131 and encodes 323 amino acids. NCBI's taxonomy places the organism in Eukaryota, Viridiplantae, Streptophyta, Magnoliopsida, Fagales, Betulaceae. Gene Ontology annotation, cellular component: cytoplasm. Gene Ontology annotation, molecular function: 5'-(N(7)-methylguanosine 5'-triphospho)-[mRNA] hydrolase activity; RNA binding; manganese ion binding.
AGAAACGGUGAACCCACAUAGCUGCUCCGCCCGUGGGCUCGAUCUCUACGGAGUUACUUCGGUGAAGUCUAAAACACAAACUGGAGGAGCUCCUCCGCUGAAUACGAAGAGUUAGGGCUUUCUUCUUUCUUUUCUCCUUGAGUUCAAAAUCCAAAAGCCAUGUCCGGCCUCCACCGAUCCUCUAGUGGUGCUCCACCCAAGAACGGCCUUCCUCCCCAGGAACUCCUCGACGAUCUCUGCAGUCGGUUCGUUUUAAAUGUACCAAAAGAAGACCUCCAGUCAUUUGAAAGGAUUUUAUUUCUUGUGGAGUAUGCACAUUGGUUCUAUGAAGACAAUUCAGUGGAAAAAAAUCCAUCGCUGAAGUCAUUCACUCUGAAGGAGUUCACUUCUUUAUUGUUUAACAGUUGUGACGUCUUAAGACCUUAUGUUGCCCAUAUAGAUGACAUAUUUAAGGACUUCACUUCCUACAAGGUCCGAGUUCCUGUAACAGGAUCAAUCAUUUUGGAUGAGACCUAUGAACGGUGUCUACUAGUGAAGGGUUGGAAAGGGUCAAGCUGGAGUUUUCCACGCGGCAAAAAGAGCAAAGACGAGGAAGACGAUGCAUGUGCCAUCAGAGAAGUCCUGGAGGAAACAGGUUUUGAUGUUUCUAAGCUUAUUAACAAAGAUGAAUACAUUGAAGCGAUAUUUGGACAGCAGAGGGUGCGGCUUUACAUAAUUGCCGGUGUGCAGGAUGAUACUGCCUUUGCUCCCCUUACCAAAAAAGAGAUCAGUGAAAUUGCAUGGCAUCGGCUUGAUGAACUUCAGCCAGCAAGUGAUGAUGUGAUAUCUCGUGGGAUGACUGGCCUCAAGCUUUACAUGGUGGCCCCUUUCUUGGCGUCUUUGAAAUCAUGGAUUUCAGCACGUCAGCCCCCCUUGGCUCCAAAACCUGAUAUGCCUCUCAAAGGAAUAUGUGUCUGGAAAGCAAAGAACAAUUCAAUAGGGAACAGCAGCACAAUAAUAACGGAGAGCCAGUCGACUAAACCCGAGCCUGAUGUUCACCCUCCUGACACGGGACCUGGUAGGAGCUUCAGAAACUUCAGAUUUGAUACUCCAUCAAUCUUGCAAGCAAUGGAAGCUGCUUUUUCUGCUUGAAGGCCAACUCUCUCUUUUCUUUGUAAAGUGGUUUGAGUUCACAUGGCUGGGCGUUUUCCAACCAUUUCACCUGUAUCACUGAACACACUGAUCAACCUUCACGCAGGCUUGGUAGGUGUACAAGCUGUACAUGUUUGUGUCAGAUUUUCAGGUUUGGGUUAUAUGUAUAUUCUGUAUAGAAUACCUUUUCUUUCAAAAAUAUGCACUUCACUUUGUUCA